AUGAACUGCAUCUCAGAUUUCUUCACCUACGAGACCACCAAGUCGGUGGUUGUGAAGAGCUGGACCAUCGGGAUCAUCAACCGAGCCGUUCAGCUGCUGAUCAUCUCCUACUUCGUGGGGUGGGUUUUCUUGCACGAGAAGGCGUACCAGGUGCGGGACACAGCCAUUGAGUCCUCGGUGGUGACCAAGGUGAAGGGCUUUGGACACUAUGCCAACCGAGUCAUGGACGUGUCUGAUUAUGUGACCCCACCCCAGGGCACCUCCGUGUUUGUCAUAAUCACAAAGAUGAUUGUAACCGAAAACCAGAUGCAAGGAUUCUGCCCAGAGAGCGAGGAGAAGUUCCGCUGUGUGUCAGACAGCCAGUGCCAGCCCGAGCGCUUCCCAGGGGUGGGGAUCCUCACGGGCCGCUGCGUGAACUACAGCUCUGAGCUCCGGACCUGUGAGAUCCAGGGCUGGUGCCCCGCCGAGGUGGACACGGUGGAGAUGCCUGUCAUGAUGGAAGCUGAGAACUUCACUAUUUUCAUCAAGAACAGCAUCCGCUUCCCCCUCUUCAACUUUGAGAAGGGAAACCUCCUUCCCAGCCUGACUGCCACCGACCUGAAGACAUGCCGCUUCCACCCCGACAAGGCCCCCUUCUGCCCCAUCUUGCGGGUGGGAGAUGUGGUCAAGUUCGCGGGGCAGAAUUUUGCCAAAUUGGCCAGCACGGGGGGAGUUCUGGGCAUUAAGAUCGGCUGGGUGUGCGACCUGGACAAGGCUUGGGACCAGUGCAUCCCCAAAUAUUCCUUCACCCGGCUCGACAGCGUUUCUGAGAAGAGCAGCGUCUCCCCAGGCUACAACUUCAGGUUUGCCAAGUACUACAAGACAGAGAACGGCAGUGAGUACCGCACACUUCUGAAGGCUUUCGGCAUCCGCUUCGACGUGCUGGUGUAUGGAAAUGCUGGCAAGUUUGACAUCAUUCCCACGAUCAUCAGCUCCGUGGCAGCCUUCACCUCUGUGGGAGUGGGGACUGUCCUCUGCGACAUCAUCCUGCUAAACUUCCUCAAGGGGGCCGACCAGUACAAAGCCAAGAAGUUUGAGGAGGUGAAUGAGACCACGCUGAAGGUCAUGGCCUCGGCCAACCCCGUGUACCCCAGCGACCAGACCACAGAGGAGAAGCAGUCCACGGACUCAGGCGCCUACUCCAUUGGCCACUAGGGCCUCUUCUGUGGGCCCCACUCUCCCCCUUGGGCUCCAGGCCUCCCAACAGAGGGUCCCACCUGGGCAACGGGGAUGGGAGAGGGGAGAGGCUCUCAUUUUUGCUGCUCACCCCUUGAGGCCACAGCCGGGACCAGGUGUCUGGCCCUCCCACUGCUCUAAGACACGUCCUGUUCCCACUAAGACCU
Molecule: messenger RNA, 1382 nt
Organism: Lagenorhynchus albirostris (white-beaked dolphin)
Lineage: Eukaryota; Metazoa; Chordata; Mammalia; Artiodactyla; Delphinidae
Gene: P2RX3
Product: purinergic receptor P2X 3
Exons: 12
Coding region: 1-1194 (397 amino acids)
Biological process (GO): response to ATP; monoatomic cation transmembrane transport
Cellular component (GO): plasma membrane; nuclear inner membrane
Molecular function (GO): purinergic nucleotide receptor activity; extracellularly ATP-gated monoatomic cation channel activity; ATP binding
Source: RefSeq, a predicted model, not a curated record